AUGGCCUCUCAAUUAUCAAAUCAUUAUCGUAUUUAUAUAAAAAAUCUCAGCUACCUGACAAGUGAAAAAGAUUUAGAGGAAUUAUUUGGAAAGUUUGAACCUUACACAAUCCAUUUCAGCAGAAGCGGUAGACACAGACCAUUGGGAAUUGCUUACGCCGAGUUUAAAACUCCAGAACAGAUUGAAUCUGUUAUCAAGGAGUUCGAUGGUCAUGUAUUAAAAAAUAGAAAAAUAGCUGUUAAAAAGCAUAUGGCUUAUGAUCCAAACAAUCGUCGGUUUUCAUUUAAAAGGAAAUCAAGUAUAAAGAAUGGGAAACGGAACCAAACCGGUACCCUUUCUAGUGAGAUGCCUGUGCUUGUUGCAAAAGAGUCUUUGUUACAUGAUGACGAAACUGUCUCAAUUAAACAACCAAAGAAGACACACUCUGGUAAAAAAGAACUUUCGAUGGAUACUAUAAUGAUUCAAAGAGUUUAUGGUAAAGUUACUGAUGAAUCUCUCAGAGAUUUCUUUAAAGAGUACAACCCUAGUCAAAUCUACAUAUUCAAAAGUAGAAAACCAAAACUCAAUCCUAUGAACUUUACUGGCUCACAUGUAAGCGUUUUAGCUAAACUUGACGCCUCAAAGAUAAAAUUGGAAGAUAUCAUUUUCAACUUGAAGUCACGAAAACUUAAUGGGAAACACAUCAAUAUGAAACCGGCCUAUAAAUCAAAAGUUUUGGAAGUAGAAAAAGCUAUUGCUCAACUGAAAUCGCUCGAAAACACUGAGGGGUGUGGUGACACUAGUUGCAAUGAUAGCGUAGUUGCUAAUGAGAAAACAUCAAUAGCUAAUAAAGACGGAAAGAAUAAUGACGGUGAGAAUCUGGCAAUUUCCCUUAUUGGCACUGUUUCAAAUUGUUAA
Molecule: messenger RNA, 897 nt
Organism: Candida albicans SC5314
Lineage: Eukaryota; Fungi; Ascomycota; Pichiomycetes; Serinales; Debaryomycetaceae
Exons: 2
Coding region: 1-897 (298 amino acids)
Cellular component (GO): ribonucleoprotein complex; nucleus; cytoplasm
Molecular function (GO): mRNA binding
Source: RefSeq, a predicted model, not a curated record